Molecule: messenger RNA, 849 nt
Organism: Brassica napus (rape)
Lineage: Eukaryota; Viridiplantae; Streptophyta; Magnoliopsida; Brassicales; Brassicaceae
Product: photosystem II D1 precursor processing protein PSB27-H2, chloroplastic
Exons: 3
Coding region: 164-751 (195 amino acids)
Biological process (GO): photosystem II assembly; photosystem II repair
Cellular component (GO): photosystem II; chloroplast thylakoid lumen
Source: RefSeq, a predicted model, not a curated record
AACAAAACAACACGAACCAUCCAUUUUUCAUCUCUCUCCUAUUCCUUUCAGACAAACGCCUGCUGCUUCCGGUAAACUCUUCGCCGUCGUCAAGGUGACUCAUUUCUUCUCCGAUAAAGGAUACUGAGCUUCUCGUUUCCAUCAGACUGGAAGAAGAAGAUUCAUGGGUUUCCUUGUAGCCGCCAUUAAUGUUCCUCCUCCUACUACAUUGAUCCAUCAACAAGUGAAAUCGAAGCAUGUAUGUAGUAAAGAGGAGAAGCUUCAAGAGAGAUCUUUGUUUGCUCGUCGUGGUUUCUUGCACUGCGUUGUUGGUGCUUCGUUGAUGGCUAAACUUGAGUUCUCUGGGUUACAAGCUGCUCAAGCAGAGGAGAAAGAUGAAGGAGUUGUUGGUGCUUUCAAGUCUUUGUUUGAUUCUAACGAGAGAACAAAGUCUGGGAAAGAGCUGCCAAAGGCUUACUUGAAAUCUGCAAGAGAGGUUGUGAAGACGAUGAGGGAGUCGCUUAAAGAAGACCCGAAAGACAAUGCCAAGUUUAGAAGAAGUGCUGAUUCCGCCAAGGAGUCGAUUCGUGAUUACUUGAGCAACUGGAGAGGGCAGAAGAGUGUAGCUGGAGAAGAAUCUUACGCUGAGCUGGAGAAAGUCAUCAGAGCUUUGGCCACGUUUUACUCAAAGGCGGGACCUUCUGCACCUCUUCCUGAUGAGGUUAAGGCUGAGAUUUUGGAUGAUCUUAAUAGGGCUGAAGAGUUUUUGUGAGCAGAUCCUGCAGCUACAAGUUUUGAUGUAACAUGUUUGUAUUGAUGCUUAUUAUACUUGAGAACUUGUGAAAGCAACGGAAAAGAAAUGUUCUGAUA